Messenger RNA from Funneliformis caledonium, 1522 nucleotides. NCBI's taxonomy places the organism in Eukaryota, Fungi, Glomeromycota, Glomeromycetes, Glomerales, Glomeraceae. The record is from the annotation of a GenBank genome assembly.
UUUUACAAAAGAAUUGAUCAUCAUUUUAAUUCAUUCGCUCAUUUGCGAUAACGAAUCUAACGCGGGAGAACAUAAUGAUUUACUCAUUCAACAAAUAACGCCUCAAGUUAUUGAUAUUGACAGUGAAGAUAAACAUGAGGAAGCAGUAGAGGAAUAUCCUGAAGGUGACUCAUGCGUAGUUUGUAAAAAGCCUUACGAUAGUACCCUCUUUUGGUGCGCCGAAUGCUGUCCAAAACGACUUCAAGAUGAUUUCCCAAAUUGGACGAGCGGAAAGAAAGAGUUGGAUGAAUGUAUAAGAAGAAAUCAAUUGAAUGCCGUUGGACACAAGAAUUAUUUCGAAUGGAUCCCGUUCGAGAGAUUUACGGAUAUUAAGAAAAUUGGAGAAGGAGGGUUUGGAAUCGUAUAUUCUGCCAUCUGGAUUGAUGGUCCGAAAUGGAAAUGGGACAAUGAGAGAUUGAAAUGGGUUGCAUCUGGUCCUAGGAAGAUUGCUUUCAAAACGCUUAAACGUAAUGCUAUGUUCAAAGAAUUUUUAAAUGAACUUGAAUGUCAUUCUCUUUGUGUAAGCGUUAGAAGGAUCGUUCAUUGCUUCGGUGUCACCCGUGAACCAAAAACUGGAUACUAUAUGAUGGUUACUAAUUUUGCAAAUGAGGGUGAUUUAAAUUCAUAUAUUAAAAAACGACAUCAAGACUUGAAUUGGGAACGAAUAAUUCGCUUGUCACGAGAUAUCGCUAAAGCUCUUCGAGGACUUCAUAGAGAGGGUCUUAUUCAUCGUGACCUUCAUAGUGGUAAUAUCCUAAACCAUGUGACAUGCAAUGGAAUCACAUGGACUUGGCUUGCCGACUUGGGGUUAUGUGUGAAAGAAGAGGAUGUUGCGCGACUAGUGAUGGAGAAUGGACCAUUGUUUGGAAAGAUUGGAUAUAUGGCACCUGAAGUACUUCGUCGCAUAGAAAUAUAUACAAGAGCUGCAGAUGUCUAUUCUUUUGGAAUGAUACUUUGGGAGUUGACCUCAUGUCGUAUGCCGUUCUCUAAUAUGAGACAAGAUGUUCAUCUUAUGUAUGAAAUUAUUGAUGGCAAGAGACCAAAGAUUGUUGAAGGUACACCACCUGCAUUUGCUAAACUCAUCGAAGAUUGUUGGCAAACUGAUCCAAAUUUGCGGCCGACCAUGGAAACAGUUCAUAAAAGGAUUUGGUCAUUCGCAAAUUCAAUGAUCAAGGGAAAUCGCAAAGACAGAUAUGGAUUUCGAGCGGCGGAGGAGAAAAGAAGUUUGAUUUUGUCAAAAAUGGCGUAUCCAGAAGUGAUUAAUAGUCAACAAAUUUUUCUAAGGCCAAGGCCACUUGCGCGAAGAUUUAAUCAAAGUGAAAAUAUUUUUAGACAGAACCUCUUAAUUAAAUCUAAUAAUGAUCAUAUUGGCUCUCAUGAAUAUAGUUGUGCAAUUGAUUCUCAUGCUAAUGUUAAUAGUCGUUGCAGUCCUAAAUUUGAAGAUACAAGCAACUCAUUAAUAACCCCUAGAAUGAUUGCAUAA